GCAACGGAAGCUGGGGUUCCUCUUACGUGCCAGCCAUACCUACUAACUCCAUGUCCCACAGGAGAAAUGUGAAUCUCAGAGUUCCCAGGUCCUGCGCCAUCCUCCGUGGAUCCUCACAGUGGGCUGGAACGCCAUAGUAAAGGCCAAGCAUCGAGAAGAGGACACAUCCAAGGUGACUUUCACAUCCAGAAAACAGGAAGAAACAGGUCCAGAGAUGUUAAGAAUUUCACUCAAAAUUCCAGCUGCUAGGACUUUGGGAACUGUGCUCUGAAGCUAAGCCCAAUUUUCUUAUAAAGGAAACUAAUACAUUGUUACCUGUGCCCUGGACUACUCGAAGCCAGACCCUACCUGCCCUUGGGGGUUGGAGGUGAGGUGGUGCAGUAACGACACAGACUUCAUGAGCAAUCUUGGAGACAUCUAAGGCUUAAUGGGGACUUUUCCACAUUCCUGACUGCUGCUCUCCAACGAAGCUCUGAGUACUGGCAACAUGUGGAAGCCCGUGACAGAUCAGCGUCACUAGCCUUCAGUCUAAGCAGCAGCCCAGAACCAGUGUGGCCUGAAACUCCGGCAAGCAUUUAGAGAAAGACUCCUCUGCUCAUGGAAAGAGGAAAUGAAAGGAUUUCCAGCCAACCACGAGGAAGUAUCCACCACUCCAAAGAGCUCACCUUCUUUAUCCAGCAUGCUGUCCCGCCUAGUGGUUCCCGUUCAGCCCUUGUGCAGAAAACGCAGAGUGGUGGUCUAACCAAAAACCUAAAGGUCAACAAUCAGAAAAGGAGACCGGGAACAGCGAUUCUAUCAAAACACUCAAGUCGAAUUAUGUCAGAAAGCCAACCUAGACCCCCUGUGAUUCCAUCCCGCAGGCCAGGGUUCCGGAUAUGCUACAUUUGUGGCCGAGAAUUUGGGUCCCAAUCACUUGCCAUUCAUGAGCCUCAGUGUUUGGAAAAGUGGCGCAUUGAGAACAGCAAACUACCCAAGCACCUGAGGAGGCCAGAACCCUCCAAACCACAGCCCAUAGGUGGCAGUGACUCCUACAACCUGCAGGCAGUCAAAGAGGAGACAUUUCAGAGUGCGCAGGCUCAGUUGCUGCCCUGUGAAUACUGCGGCCGCACAUUCUUGCCAGAUCGUCUCCUGGUUCACCAGAGAAGCUGCAAGUCAAAGGGUGAGAAUCCUAGAACAGCAAACACGAAUAGUCCUGACGUUCCUACUGGCCUCAAGAAAACUUCUAGCGGUAUCCCAGUCCGACCAAGGACUCUCAUCUGUUACAUUUGUGGUAGGGAAUUUGGCACGCUGUCCCUUCCUAUCCACGAGCCCAAAUGCUUGGAAAAGUGGAAAAUUGAGAAUGACCGUCUCCCUAAAGAGCAGCGUCGGUCACUGCCCCAGAAGCCUCAACCUCUUCCAACUGGACAGCCCAGCCAAAAGAGGGCGAGUCAAGCCUCACUUGUGCCUUGCCCGAAUUGUGGCCGGACCUUUGCUGUACACCGCCUAUCUGUACACCAGAGAAGUUGUAGAUCUCAACCUAAUGGACUAAAACUUCUAAAUUUGAACCUAGAAAGGAAAGGCGGUCCAAAUGGAUCCAUUAAUUCCAAGCAUCAGAGGAAAAUGAAAGCGCCCAAUGGGGACAAGGUAACUGGUGUCAUAUAAGAUGAAGUAGGUGGACUGGGGACAUACUCCAUCUUCAAAAGGAUAAGAGAACUAUUCCCAGAGCCAGCCACCUCAGCCCCAACGAUGGUUUCUCCCAAAGCCUUACUUGGGUCUCAAAGCAGCCUGUCCAAGUGGAUCUUCUUUUGGACUCCAGGGGCUGUGUGUGUGUGUGUGUGUGUGUGUGUGUGUGUGUGUGUGUGUGUGUGUGUGUGUGUCUGUUUUGCAAAGUAGACCUAACAGAAUCCUUGUCUGGUUGGUUCAUAAUCCUCUUCAGUCCUACAUCCUAAAAGAGAUGGACUUUUUUUUCUCUGAUCCCUCAUCCCAGUCAUCCCUGGGAGAGACUGUUACUUAAAAUGAGUCAUUAAUGCCGUGUCUACAUUACAGAGAUAUGGUUCCUAUUCCAACGGCCAAUGUUUACUGCUGGUUUAUUUUAGUCAUCUACCUUAGGAAUUCAGUUCUGGCAAUGUUGGGUUAUGCUGAGUUUAUCUUACUAAAAUAGAAUCUGUGUCAAAAACCCCAAAUGACUUUAGCAAUAAUUAAACACUGGAACACUUGCUAAGUCUACGUGCUCUGCAGACGCAGGGUGAUUCUGUUGAAGGCAUAUAUGAUUCUUAAAUGUGUGUGGGGGUGGGUAGGGUUAACCCUUUCAGGGAUGCCGAAGUAACUAGAUAUGUAUGCAUGGUUCUGGGAUGUUCUCAGUCCUGUGUUCUGUACCCAUUGUGGAGAUUGUUCACAGGAUGGUGUCCCCCAACCUCAUUCUAAGCAGUGAACCGAAGUAUUGUCAGCCUAUAAAGUUAAAGUUAUUAGCCUUGACUUGGGGUCUCACCAUUGUCAGGAUUGGGUGGGGAUGUUUAUGAAGGUGGGCAGCUGAACAGCAGGACCUGUACACGUCCUGCUAUAAAAUCAGGGCACUGCCCUGUCACAUCUUAUAUGUCAAUUGUAAGAAAGAGGUGGCCUUUCCUCCUGGCUGUUUGAAUUCCAAGCAUGCUCAUAACUCCUAAUCGUGGCCUCCUGACAACUAUCUUUAGCCAGAUAAUGUUUAUAAAUUGAGUAAUUUAAGGAAACAAAGAUAAUUCAAACCAUUAUUAA
Messenger RNA from Rattus rattus (black rat), 2730 nucleotides. RefSeq names its product zinc finger protein 474-like. NCBI's taxonomy places the organism in Eukaryota, Metazoa, Chordata, Mammalia, Rodentia, Muridae. The transcript has 4 exons. The record is from RefSeq and is a predicted model, not a curated record. The coding region runs from base 598 to 1641 and encodes 347 amino acids.